CUUUUGCAUCACUCUUCGUUAAUUCGCCGACAACUCACUCAGCUUGACUUCUUCUUUCCUCCUCCUAUCUAUUUGCUUGCCACGAUGCAUGUUUAACCCCGCCUGCGCAAGUACGUACAUGGUACAGCGUGUAUGGUCCUUCGACGCCAUGAAUGACAGCCCACCACCUCGGGAUCUGAUCGACUAGUUUAGUUAUACUUCACCACUCAACGCCUGUUAUAUAUUUCCCCCUCCCUCCUGGGAUUCGGUUGCUGCUGGAGAGAUACCACCUCCUCUUCCAUUCGAAUUCUUGCACAUCUUAAAUCCUUCGAUCGAACAGAGACAUGGCGGACGCGCGAGAUCGAGUGUUUUGCCACGCAUGUGGCGGGGUGUGGCUGCGGGAUGAGCAUGGCCUGGAGUGCCCGCACUGCCAGUCCGACUUUACGGAGAUUGUCGAAAUCCCCCCAGAUCCAGAAGCAGAAGCAGAAGUGCCAGACCCCCCCGAAGCCUUCCCCGAGGAGCCACGACAGCCACCCCGCCGUGCCAACACCAAUCCAUGGGCCGACCACAAUCCCUGGGCACACCAAGACGACGAUCCGGAUGAAUGGGGACCCGGGGAUGGGUUACGCACGCACAACUAUCGGUCCCCAGAUGGCCGCUUCACCUUCACCAGCACCACCUUCAACAGUGGCUUUGGUCCGCAACGGUCGGGCCAGCGCUCCCGACAGCCGCAGCCCGACCCGUUGAUGCCGGUCAUGUGGGGGUUAGAUCGCAUCUUUAACGGCCUGGCCGACACCUACCAGCAGCAGAACCACCCGCGGUCGGGACCAGGUUCCGCACCGGAACCUAAUACCGCGCGGCCGCCGUGGGUGGCGGGGGGCAUGUUCCGGCACGGGCACGACUUCGACACGCAUCACGAUGAUGAUACGCAUGGACCGUAUUCGGGCGGACCGGGUUUGCGACCCCGGGAUCCAGACGGGCCGCAGCCUCAGGUCACGCCUCUGCGCACGUUGGGCGAUAUCUUGGAACAGUUACAGGACAACCUGGGGAAUCGGCAAACAGGCAUGGCGGGCACCGUAGCGGGCGAGGCGCAUUUUACGACGGGCACGCACCCGCUCGCGCUGCUGUCGACGCUGCUGAAUUUCGACCGUCACGGCGACGCGGUGUACUCGCAGGAAGAGCUCGAUCGGGUCAUCUCGCAGCUGGUCGAGCAGAAUAUGGGCGGGACGGCGCCGCCGCCUGCGUCACAGAACGCUAUUUCGUCGCUGCCGAAGAAGCCGGUCGAUAAGGAGAUGCUGGGGCACGAGGGCAAGGCCGAGUGUUCUAUUUGCAUGGACGCGGUGGACAUCGGCACUGAGGUCACGGUGCUGCCUUGCACUCACUGGUUUCACUACAAUUGCAUUGAGAUGUGGUUGAACCAGCACAAUACGUGUCCGCACUGCCGACGACCCGUUGACCUUCCGAACGAGACAGAACCCAGUCGUAGUCGGUGACAGUCCCGAGCCGGCCUCGCGCCGGACCAGCAUGGCGGGAUCCGCCCACAGCGGACCACAAUCCGGACAGACGGACACACGACAGGGCCAACGACGG
Messenger RNA from Aspergillus campestris IBT 28561, 1569 nucleotides. RefSeq names its product putative RING finger domain protein. The transcript is spliced from 4 exons. The coding region runs from base 324 to 1472 and encodes 382 amino acids. The record is from RefSeq and is a predicted model, not a curated record. NCBI's taxonomy places the organism in Eukaryota, Fungi, Ascomycota, Eurotiomycetes, Eurotiales, Aspergillaceae.